Messenger RNA from Lingula anatina, 976 nucleotides. RefSeq lists its product as uncharacterized. The record is from RefSeq and is a predicted model, not a curated record. Lineage: Eukaryota; Metazoa; Brachiopoda; Lingulata; Lingulida; Lingulidae.
UGUGUUGGCAAGCACCCACUGUAGAUAAAGGCUAUAACACAGGUGACCCUUCUGUGGAGAGCAAACAUGCUGAGAGCAAUGUAGCCAAAAGUAAUGAUUGAUGAAUUGAAGUACCCCAGAUGUUUGAAACCAGUACAUGAUGUUGUUGGUGAUCCAAUGUUAAUCAUCUUGUCUGAUGGUUCAGAAAACGCAUAUGGAUGUGCAGCCUACAUUAGGUGGACUUUGAAAGAAAUUCCCACUGUCUUUACACAAGUUGCAGAUUUGCUUAAUGAAAGACCAAUAGGAGUGAUGCCCAGUGUUGAUUCUACUCUCAAUAUCCUUACUCCCAAUUCUCUACUUCUUGGUAGAUCUACUUCUAGAAAUCCUGGAGGUUAUGAUCCUUCCUUGAGAUCCCGUCUCACUUUAGUAGAAGGCUGUGUAAAACAGUUCUGGGAGCAAUGGAAGAAUCUCUUUGCACACACUCUUGUCCAUCAAACGAAGUGGUUUAAAGGGAAUCGAGACUUGAAAGUGGGAGAUGUUGUUAUAGUACCUGAUAGCAAUGUUCUCAAGGGAGAAUAUCGUCUUGCAAAGGUUACUGAAGUUUUCCCUGGCACUGAUGGUCUUGUAAGAAGGGUGAAAGUGUCUUAUAAAAAUUAUAGAAUGGGAGAAAAAGUUCAUGAGUACAAGGGUGCUAAGAAUAUUGAGGUAGAGAGAUCUGUUAGAAGAUAGGGUUUAUUAAUUCCUAUUGAGGAUAUGUAAUUGCUCUCAAAUACUAAUGCAACAUUGUAUAUAUAUUAUAUUAGUACACAAGUUAUUAAUGAUAUUAUAUGAUUAUUUCUUUAUUAGUUCUAGUUUAGUUACAGUAUAUGAAUAUAUUUCAUUAGUUAAAAUUUUGUGUGACAUUUAAACUUUAAGUUUAAUAAUUAGUGUCACAGAGAUAAAAAUAUAUAAUGUAUCUCUGCGAGGAGAACCUCCCGAUGUUCUGGGAUCAACAAAA